This is a messenger RNA of Pogoniulus pusillus (Red-fronted tinkerbird), 1645 nucleotides long. RefSeq names its product ras-related and estrogen-regulated growth inhibitor-like protein. NCBI's taxonomy places the organism in Eukaryota, Metazoa, Chordata, Aves, Piciformes, Lybiidae. The record is from RefSeq and is a predicted model, not a curated record. Bases 119 to 814 code for a protein of 231 amino acids. Gene Ontology annotation, molecular function: GTP binding; GTPase activity. The transcript has 4 exons.
GGGAGGGGAAUGUGCCUCACGGGUCCCCUGGGUGCGGUGGGACGCGCUGGCUGCUCGGGUGCAGGGACCAGAGCUGCACACGCAGCUGGGCCUGCCGGCGAGCGCGGCACUGCUCGGCAUGGGGCUCCGGCUGCCGCUGCGCAGGAGUGCCAGCUUCACCCCCGACCACCCUGCCCUCAUGGAGGUGCCUGCCCCCACCACCCUGAAGAUGGAAGCCAAUGUCCUGGUUAUGGGAGCAGACAACGUGGGGAAGUCAGCUCUGACGGUGCGUUUCCUGACUCGGCGCUUUAUCGGGGAGUAUGGAGACAUGGAAUUCAUCUACAGCCACAACUUGACUGUGGAUGGCCGAGAGAUUCUCUUCCACAUCUGGGAUGUCCCCAAUUCUCAGGAGCAUGCAGAGGAGGGCUCCUCGGAGGAGAAGAGAAUCCAAUGGGCAGACAGCUUCAUCUUGGUCUACAGCAUCUGUGACCGUGCCAGCUUCAACAUCCUGCCCCUCAAAAUCCAGUUCAUCAAGGCAGCCAAGGAGGGGCAGAACCAGGAGAAGGUGCCCAUCGUCAUUGUGGGCAACAAACGGGACCUGCACCACCGACGGGUGGUGUCCAGCGAGGAGGGGAGACUCCUGGCUCUCUCUUUAGACUGUGGUUUCUAUGAGGUCUCUGCAGCUGAGGCCUAUCACGGGGCCCUCAUGGUCUUCCAUGGACUGGCCGAGCGCAUCCCUGACACCAAGCUGGCACUGAAAAAGGGUACAGGGAUCCGUGGCAUCGUCAAGACCAUGUCAGCUGUGUUUGCCCGUAAGCGAACGGACUCCCUCUGAGCUGUGCCGUGGGUGUUGCUUCUGUCUGUGCUGUCCAGCUGGACCGAGCCUCCUCCCCAGCUGCCCGUGGAGAUGGUGUGUGUGUUUGCACGAGUACGGUGGGUACCCUGCUGACCUCCUGAUGCCCGUGUCUGGGUGCCCUGCCACGCACAGCCUGGGCAGCUGAGGGCUAUAGUGCCUUCCUCUUGGCUCCGUGACGGGACAGAAUCUCUGCUCUUUGCCGUACCAGCUUUUAGGUGCCUCCUGCUUUCUUCUUCCGUGCUCCAACACUGGAAACCAUCAGGUGAUUUUGCCAGAGCUCCAGCCAGCAUCCUCCUCAGCUGCUUGGUCGGGAGCUGCCCAGGCACCUGGAGAGCAGGGGGGACAUGCCUCUUCUGCACGGCCGCCCAGCCAUCCCAGAGCCCGCGGCACCAGCCGACCCUGGAGGAUCUCAGUGAGGGCUGCGCCUCCCGUCCCACCCGCCUUGCUCUGAGUCCUGUAUCCCACAGCCUUUCAGCAACUGCAGCCCUUUCCCUUGUGCGCGGUCGCUGCGGGCUGUGCCUGGGAAGCAGCGGCGUGUGGCUGGUUCCCAGGCAGGAUCGCACCGUGCGCCUCCCCAGGCUGCUCUGGCCGUACAGCUGCCUGUCCCCGGGGAGGAGAGGAAGCGGAGGAAGGGGGCUCCGGGCUCGACUCGACCCCUCUGCUGCUGGGAGGAUUUUCUCUGCCUCUUCCCAAACUCUUCCCCUGAUGUGCCUGGGAAAGCAAUUUGUUGGGAGAGGGUUUGUGCCUGCGGUAUGGACGCUGAUUUCGCUGCUGUGCUCUGGAAACGCAGUAAAUCGUUUCUGGCAGGAG